CUUCGUCUACUUUAGUCUUAUAAAAUCAGGCUCUUGCUUGAAAGAGCAUAACAAGCAAACGGUAAUUUAGAUGGCGAAACACCAAGUAGGGUGUGAAAUUUCAACGCCACAUGUGGCACUCUAUCCAGCUGUGGGUUUGGGCCAUCUUAUUCCCUUCCUGGAGCUUGCCAGAAAGCUCGUUUCCUCUCACGGUUUCGUCGUGACCUUAAUCACACCCUCCUCGAACGUUUCUUCUUUGGAAACUAAAUAUGUUUCAGACCUCCUUUCCUCCAAUCCCAACACAAUCCGUCAAGUGGAGCUUCCACAGAUUCCUUCAGAUGGAGAAGACACCGGACCUUCUGGUAACUUUCUGGAACGAGUAAGCAAGUCCAUGCCUGCGGUGGAACAAAAUCUGAGGAUACUUCAACAGCCCAAUCGCCCAUUCUCGCCGGUUCGUGCGUUGAUAUCUGAUCUCUUCCACGUGGCAACUCUGGACGUGACUCGCUCUCUGGGCUUGCCAAAUUAUGUCUUGUUUACAUCAUCUGCAGCCUCCCUCUGGUUCAUGAUGCAUCUCCCUCGCCUCUAUCUGUCUGACGGUAACGAUGCUCCUCCGGUUUCCGUGAAUAUCCCGGGCUGGAAGAAGCCCUUCCAUGAGCGUGAUUUCCCAGACGUGUUUCACGACAAGUCCUCUCCGAUGUUCCAUGGCAUCCUUCGCCUCUGCUCUCCCUUACGAGGGAUGAAAGCCAUUCUCGUCAAUACAUAUCACGCCUUGGAAGCUGACACAAUUCAUGCGUUGCUGUCCGGAAGCGUGGGAGGAAUCGACGGACUUCCGCCUGUACUUGCGGUUGGGCCAAUUACUCGGUCGGUUGAUCUGCCCCAAACUCAUGGGGAAGAAGAAGAGCGCCUAAGAAUAUGGCUGGAUAGCCGGGCUAAGGAGUCGGUGGUGCUGUUGUCAUUUGGUACGUGGGGAUUGAUGGGCAGAGAACAGUUGAUGGGGAUUGCGUUAGGGCUAGAAGCGAGCGGGCUAAGCUUUGUUUGGGUUGUGCGGGCCAUCAGUAAUACUAGUAGUGGCAAUCCUCCUUUCAGUUCUAGUUUGGAAGUGGAGUUGAGUAGCGUUCUUCCCGAGGGUUUCUUGAGCCGUGUUGAGGGCCGCGGACUAGUACUUGCUUCUUGGGCUCCUCAGGUUGCGGUUCUUUCGCACCCGGCUUUGGGAGCUUUUGUUUCUCAUUGCGGAUGGAAUUCUGUAUUGGAAGCUAUUUGGUUUGGAGUCCCCAUUGUUGCCUGGCCUCUCUAUGCUGAGCAGCGAAUGAAUUGCUUGUUAGUUGUAAAUGAAUUGAUGGUGGGUUUGGAGGCUGUCGAGGGCGAGGAUGGUUUGGUUGGCGGGGCGGAGUUGCAGAGUGUGCUGGAAAAAGUAAUGAAUGGAGAAGAGGGGAGAUUGGUGAGAAAGAAUAUGGAGGAGUUGAGUUUGAAAGCGAGAUGUGCAGUCGCAGAAAAGGAAGGGAGCUCGUUUGCCAGCAUGGAGGCUACAUUAAGCGGUCUUGCUAUAGCCACCGAAAGCAAUCGUAACGAUUGAAAAGUUUACUAGAAUCUGAUGAGCACUUUGUUAACAAAACAAGAUUUAAUUAGAAAAGUGGACAGAGCCUUCUUAUAGCUCGUUCUUUUCCACAGCCCGUCUGCUCCCCACACAUUGUAGUACUACUUCAACAUCUGCUUUAGAAUCUCUCAGCGAAUUGAGUUAAGCAUGCUCUCUUUCUAUUCUUCAUCUUUUUAUAAAUUGUUCCUAUCGAGAAACAGAAUUUUACGAAAUGAAGAAAGGGUUAUUCAGUGAUUCCCAAAAGUGAUUUUCCUUUAACAAUAAUAUGAGUAGACAACUAGAGUAGUAA
This is a messenger RNA of Cryptomeria japonica (Japanese cedar), 1862 nucleotides long. Its product is annotated as UDP-glycosyltransferase 88B1. The record is from RefSeq and is a predicted model, not a curated record. NCBI's taxonomy places the organism in Eukaryota, Viridiplantae, Streptophyta, Pinopsida, Cupressales, Cupressaceae. Gene Ontology annotation, molecular function: UDP-glycosyltransferase activity. The coding region runs from base 71 to 1552 and encodes 493 amino acids. The transcript has a single exon.